Molecule: messenger RNA, 1598 nt
Organism: Pteropus alecto (black flying fox)
Lineage: Eukaryota; Metazoa; Chordata; Mammalia; Chiroptera; Pteropodidae
Gene: EDNRB
Product: endothelin receptor type B
Exons: 8
Coding region: 139-1470 (443 amino acids)
Biological process (GO): vasoconstriction; enteric nervous system development; regulation of blood pressure
Cellular component (GO): membrane
Molecular function (GO): endothelin receptor activity
Source: RefSeq, a predicted model, not a curated record
GGGAAAACCGAGGCGUGAGAGCCGAGCGCGUCCCGGGAAAGAGGUUCUGGCUGGUCGCUUUGCGCCUGCUGCGUCCCAUCCGAGAGACUCUGAAAGCUGCGGAGCGGCCACCCGACUCCCACUGGAGCAGAUAGCAUCAUGCAGCAGCUGCCAAGCCUGUGCGGACGCGCCCUGGUGGCGCUGAUCCUUGCCUGCGGCGUGGCGGAGGUCCAGGGAGAAGAGAGGGGAUUCCCGUCAGCUGGGGCCACUCCGCUGCUUCUGGGGACCGGAGAGAUCAUGACGCCCCCCACUAAGACCUCAUGGCCGAGGGGGUCCAACGUCAGCUUGCCGCGGUCAUCAGCACCUCCGCAGAUUCUUGAGACAGGGAAGCCGGCAAGAGCCCCUCCACGGAACCUCGCUCCGCCCCCGUGUGAAGGAACCAUUGAGAUCAAAGAAACUUUCAAAUACAUCAACACGGUGGUGUCCUGCCUAGUGUUCGUGCUGGGCAUCAUCGGAAACUCCACGCUGCUGAGAAUCAUUUACAAGAACAAGUGCAUGAGAAAUGGCCCCAAUAUCUUGAUAGCCAGCCUGGCUCUGGGAGACCUGCUGCACAUCAUCAUUGACAUCCCCAUCAAUGUCUACAAGCUUCUCGCAGAGGACUGGCCCUUUGGAGUUGAGAUGUGUAAGCUGGUGCCUUUCAUACAGAAGGCCUCCGUGGGAAUCACCGUGCUGAGCCUGUGCGCUCUAAGUAUUGACAGAUAUCGAGCCGUUGCAUCUUGGAGUCGAAUUAAAGGAAUUGGGGUUCCAAAAUGGACAGCAGUAGAAAUUGUUUUAAUUUGGGUGGUCUCUGUGGUUCUGGCCAUCCCUGAAGCCGUGGGUUUUGAUAUGAUUACCACUGACUACAAAGGAAGUUAUCUGCGCAUCUGCUUACUUCAUCCCAUUCAGAAAACAGCCUUCAUGCAGUUUUACAAGAUAGCGAAAGACUGGUGGCUAUUUAGUUUCUAUUUCUGCUUGCCGUUGGCCAUCACCGCAUUUUUUUAUACCCUGAUGACUUGUGAAAUGUUGAGAAAGAAGAGCGGCAUGCAAAUUGCUUUAAAUGACCACUUAAAGCAGAGACGGGAAGUGGCCAAAACAGUAUUUUGCCUGGUCCUUGUCUUUGCCCUAUGUUGGCUUCCCCUUCACCUCAGCAGAAUUUUGAAGCUCACUCUUUAUGAUCAGAAUGAUCCCAAUAGAUGUGAACUUUUGAGCUUUUUGUUGGUAUUGGACUACAUUGGCAUCAACAUGGCCUCCCUGAAUUCCUGCAUUAAUCCAAUAGCUCUGUAUUUGGUGAGCAAAAGAUUCAAAAACUGCUUCAAGUCAUGCUUAUGCUGCUGGUGCCAGUCAUUUGAAGAAAAACAGUCCUUGGAGGAAAAGCCGUCGUGCUUAAAGUUCAAAGCUAAUGAUCACGGAUAUGACAACUUCCGUUCCAGUAAUAAAUACAGCUCAUCUUGAGAAAGAAUAUUCACUUAAUUUUAUUUUCUUUAUUUUGAACAGAAGUCAUUAAAACAAUGAGGCACUUGCCAAAACAAAACAACUGUGUGUUUGCACAAAACAGUGUAAAAUGUAAGAGUGAUUAUUUU